UGUAGAGAAUAAUGAGAGGGUCCGACACGAGAGACUUCCACGUGCAUACUGCCUGCAAGGGGAAUUCAACAUACCUUAGCAGUAUAAAUAGUGCAUCUCUGUUAUCACCUUUAAUAGUGGCUGUUAGGUCUCAAGUGUGCUUCAUACCUCAUUCGUGUCAACUCAUGCACAAAUAUUAGGAUGGUACACAAAUCAAACAAAAGGCAUGUGCUCCUAACACUUCAGAGCCUGAAGUUGCUGUUGUUUUUCUUUAUUUAUAUGCAUUUUAUAUUUAAUACAGAGUUGGGAUUAAACUUAAAAUCAUGGACAUACGUAAAUUAGGUUUUGCCUUAAUUAUGUUGUAAUAUGUUACACGUAUAUUCAGUGACACUGCAUGUAAGAUGUAUUUUGUAAAAACGUCAAGGGUGGCCGCAGGGUGGCGUAUUGAGGGGUGGGCAUCACUGUGUGGAAAAAUGUUAUCCCCCGCUUACAUUAAAGACAUUAUACGGGCUGUAGACGAUCGUGGUGUACAAUACAUGUUUUUUCAACGUUAUACAGGGUGGGCCAUAGGUUUCCAUACAAAACAAAUGCUGACAAACAAACAGGCAAGCGAGCGCCAUGAUCCAACUAAGUGCGCUCUCAGACGGCAGGCUGUAGCCAAGAAGAGUUGCUAGCGGCAGCCUCAUCUUAGGUGUCUGCCCUGUAUUUGAUCAGGAAAUGUGCAAAUUCAAUGAUUUUCACUUAACAAAACGUUUUGAAUCAUACAGAAAAUAAAUGUAGAAUUGUUUUAUUUGAUUAAUUUUAUUGUUAUCAUUAUUCAUAGUGUUAUUUUGUUAUCAUGACUGGUCAGACUUUCCCUCCCUUGACCGCACGUCACUGUUAGUAACUACAGUGACUUUUUAAAGUGAUUUGCCACACUAAUUCGUGCAAUUUUGAGGAUGUUUUAUAAAAAAAAAAAAUACACUGGACGAGCAGUAAGAAGGAAUAUAUCUGACCACUGACCUCAGCUACCUCAAAUAAAAAGGUAGUCCAUUCCGCUCAUAUUUAUACACUUGCCAUUGUUCCUCACUUAAAUAAACAUGCCCCUCCUCAGUACUACUUUAUCUCCUCCCAUUUUCUUCCUCCACAGUCAUCAUCACUUACUUGUUCUCUUCCUUCCAUUAGAGUUUAGCGUGCUGUGAAGUUCGGUUGCGGCAUUUUCUCUUUGCAAGAUGUCCUGGAGUCAGGUCUUUGCUCUGUCUUUCUUCGCCACCCUGCUCAUCCUCACUUUUUCCAGUGUUGGUGAAAGUGCAGCAGUGCGUGAUGCGUCAACGGCAGCUGAUGUCAAAGAGGGAGCUCGGAGGGUCUUCAUGCUUGAGGCAGACGCUGCCAACUUCUUUAAACGCCGCAGUCGCCGCUCAGUGAGCUACUAUGAACAGCUGGCUGAGCAGAGGGUGCAGCGGGCCAACACCGAGCGCUGGAGGGAGCACAAUGAGGAGCGACGGAAUGAGUACGAGAACUACGCCGAAGAGGACCGUGACGAGCAAACUGAAAGAACGAGGGAGAAAAACGAGCAAAUUCGAGAGUAUCAUUACGACGGCCUUUAUCCUCGAUAUCACUGGUUUCACUAGUGUGGCAUCAACUGUGCCAUGAAGGCCUUUUUUGUUUAAAGCGAACCAUCCAUUUUGAUACAGCUUCAAAUGUUUUUGUUGCCUUAGAAACAGGGAGUUUGUAUUCUGCAUUGUAUACCUCUGCAGUGUUUAAUUGUAUACGUCACAAAAAUAAAGGGAACACUAUG
Messenger RNA from Dunckerocampus dactyliophorus (ringed pipefish), 1756 nucleotides. It is a transcript of the gene ucmaa, whose product is annotated as upper zone of growth plate and cartilage matrix associated a. The transcript has 5 exons. Gene Ontology annotation, biological process: regulation of osteoblast differentiation; embryonic skeletal system development. The record is from RefSeq and is a predicted model, not a curated record. Bases 1191 to 1589 code for a protein of 132 amino acids. Gene Ontology annotation, cellular component: extracellular matrix. NCBI's taxonomy places the organism in Eukaryota, Metazoa, Chordata, Actinopteri, Syngnathiformes, Syngnathidae.